GUCUUGUUGCUUCCGUUUGCAGGCGGAUGUACAAACAGGAGAUUUGUGGAGGUGACCGAAUGGUGGACGGCUGAAACCUUUUAGCAACGCUGCAGUAGCAAAAAGCAAGCAGUAUUCACAGAUUUAGUGUGAUUAGUACUGAUCGUCGGAGCCAUGGGAGCUAGCAUGGUCAGACGGUACAUCACCGAGACAGACACGGAGCCGGACCCCAGGAAGAAGUCCGCGUUCGACCCCGAGUUUGGCUUCGACGAGAGGAAAGAGAGAGAGAUGGUAGCAACACAGGAGCAGAUGAACUUGGCCCAGCUGCCUGUGGAGCAGAGAGACUACUGUGCCCAUCAUCUCCUGAAGCUCAUGAAGUGUAAGAGGGAUAACUGGCCCAACUUUCUGGCCUGCAAGCACGAGAGACAUGACUGGGACUACUGCCAGCACCAGGACUAUGUGAUGCGCAUGAAGGAGUACGAGAGAGAGAGGAGGCUCCAGCUGAGGAAGAAGAGAAUCGAGGCUCAGGCUGAAGCUGCAUGAUCAGUGCAUCCUCUGAUUCCUCAUCUUCUCUGUAUAUAUGUGCUGCUGUUCACAAUAAACAAUAUUGAUCAAG
Molecule: messenger RNA, 595 nt
Organism: Cheilinus undulatus (humphead wrasse)
Lineage: Eukaryota; Metazoa; Chordata; Actinopteri; Labriformes; Labridae
Gene: ndufb7
Product: NADH:ubiquinone oxidoreductase subunit B7
Exons: 3
Coding region: 154-522 (122 amino acids)
Cellular component (GO): mitochondrion
Source: RefSeq, a predicted model, not a curated record